UACAAGAGGAAGAGGAGGCAUAUGAUGCUGUAUUGGGGGUUCCCAGGUCACAGUCCCCAGACGGGGUACAUGUAAGAGAGGAAGUCCAUCAAGCAGAUUCGACAGAGCGAAUGUGUCAAUUUUCAACGAAGUCCUGCUGUGAUUGGAGUCAGCUUUGCCUUCUUCCAUGCCUUCAUUCUGCCUGCAAGCCAUGCAUUGAUCACCAAGUCACCCAAGCCAAGCAGAAUUACAUACAGUGUCCCUCCUGUGGCCGUGAGUUCAACAUGGAGCAGACAGCAGUGGACCAUGUCGGACGCAAUGAAGCUGCCUAUACUGCUAACGUUGAUGGAGAGAAGAAAUGUAACUACAUCGAAGGAGAUCAUGAUGCAAAGGCUGUGAUGUACUGCCACGAAUGCGAUGACCGGCUCUGUUACGACUGUCUUAAACUGCACAACAGACUAAAACGCAAUCGAACCCACAGAAUGGGUGAGAUCAACCUGGCGGCGAAUAUCCCUAUAAAGCAUUGGCUGAAACAACCUAACUGCAGAGACCAUCCCGACAAUAAGUUGCAGCUGUAUGACCACACAUGUAAGCAGGCAAUCUGCCUUGUGUGUGAUCGAGGGGCCCACAAGGAUCACAAGAAUGAAGACGUGAAUCAUGCCUAUGUGGAAGCAAAGGGUCAGCUAAGGGAGCAGGUGCAGAAGCAACGACUUAAACUGAAAGAUGUCACAGUCAGAAUGACAACUGUCAACAGUCACCAAAACGAACUUGGAAAUAAACAGAGAAAGCUGGAACAAGAUGCCACUACAGUCUUCCAAAGUGUUGCUGUACGGUUCCUUCACCGGCAGAGACAACUCAUGAAGGACAUACAUGCGAGUCUUCAGGCCCCAAAUGAAAUGGUUAAAGAGAAGCUGGACACUUUACAUGACGUCCAUACUUCAAUAGAAUCAACGAUAGACUACACCCAGAGAACACUUGAAUCCACAAGACAGGGGGAGCUCAUUACUCUCACCGGUGUACUACAGAAGAAAUCUGAUGAAAAUCUGAAGAGGAAGCUUCCAGAAGAUAACACACACGACACGAGAGUCCUUCUUUCCUUUCAAGGACAGAAAGCCCUGAUGGAACUAAUCGACACAUUUGGUGGUCUUGCCUCCAGUCUCGACUUGGAUCAUUUUCCAGAUAAACAGCCUACUUUACAGGAUCUCCAUAAACAGAAUAAACAGCUGGCAUUAAAAGAAGAAGAAACCAGCGCGGUACAUGAAGGGCGGUGGCAUCGGCUUGGGGAGAUGAUCCGUCGCAUCACAGGUUCUGCUACAAGUGGAGAUGGAUCACAGGGACUCCAACCUGAACAGCUCACACCACAGGAUCUCCGACAUGAACAGCUGACACAACAGGAACGCCGACCUCAACAGCUGACACCACAGGAAGUUUACGAAGUCACAUGUUUCAUACUCGGAGCAUCCUUCCUUUCUGAGUCGCCUUCACGUGGUUUAUUAUUGAGAGGGUACUCAAGUCCAAUUCACAUCAUCAACAAGAACAGAAGUGUCAUAUUCAUCACAUGUAGUUCAGAUCUAGUCUAUGUCAACAAGGAAAAGGUGGAAGCUCACCACAAAAAACAACUUGCUGAAAAAGAUGGGCAAAUAGCUGGCAUGCACUCUGCAAUGGAAAGACUUGAGGAACAAGUUAAACAAAAAGACACAGACUAUGCUGAACUGGAAGAACAACUUAUAAAAGAAAGAGGGGAUCUCACAACACAGAUAGAAAAGAAGAAUGAGGAAGUUGAAGCUGUGAAAACAAAAUUGUCAAAGGCAAAUGAUGAGUUGCUGCAUAUUCGAGCAAAAUGUGAAACAGUGGAGAAGAGACUACAAGAGGAAGAGGAGGCAUAUGAUGCUGUAUUGGGGGUUCCCAGGUCACAGUCCCCAGACAGGGUACAUGUAAGAGAGGAAGUCCAUCAAGCAGAUUCGACUGAGCGAAUGUGUCAGUUUACAACUCAGUCCUGUUGUGAUGGGAGUCAGCUUUGCCUUCUUCCAUGCCUUCAUUCUGCCUGCAAGCCAUGCAUUGAUCACCAAGUCACCCAAGCCAAGCAGAAUUGCAUACAGUGUCCCUCCUGUGGCCGUGAGUUCAACAUGGAACAGACAGCAGUGGAUCAUGUCGGACGCAACGAAGCUGCCUAUACUGCUAACGUUGAUGGAGAUAAAAAAUGUAACUAUAUUGAAGGACAUCAUGAUGCAAAGGCUGUGAUGUACUGUCACGAAUGUGAUGACCUGCUCUGUUCCGACUGUCAUAAACUGCAUAAAACACCAAAACGCAAUCGAACCCACAGAGUGAGUGAGAUCAACCAGGCGGAGAAUAUCCCUAUGAAGCAGUGGCUGAAAGAACCUAACUGCAGAGACCACCCUGACAAUAAGUUGCAGCUGUAUGACCACACAUGUAAGCAGGCAAUCUGCCUUGUAUGUGAUCGAGGGGCCCACAAGGGUCACGAGAAUGAAGACAUGAAUCAUGCCUAUGUGGAAGCAAAGGGUCAGCUGGAGGAGCAAGUGCAGCAGCAACGACUUAAACUGAAAGAUGUCACAGACAGAAUGGGAACUGUCACCAGUCACCAUAACGAACUUGGAAAUAAACAGAGAAAGCUGGAACAAGAUGCCACUACAGUCUUCAAAAGUGUUGCUGUACGGUUCCUUCACCGGCAGAGACAACUCAUGAAGGACAUUCAUGCGUGCCUUCAGGCCCCAAAUAAAAUGGUUAAAGAGAAUCUGGACACUUUACAUGACGUCCAUACUUCAAUAGUAUCAACGAUAGACUACAGCCAGAGAACCCUUCAAUCCACAAGACAGGAGGAGCUCAUUAUUCUCACCGGUGUACUACAGAAGAAAUCUGAUGAAAAUCUGAAGAGGAAGCUUCCAGAAGAUGACACACAAGACACGAGAGUCCUUCUUUCCUUUCAAGGACAGAAAGCCCUUAUGGAACUAAUCGACACAUUUGGUGGUCUUGCCUCCAGUCUCGACUUGGAUCAUAUUCCAGAUAAACAGCCUACUUUACAGGAUCUUAAUAAACAGAAUAAACAGCUGGCAUUAAAAGAAGAAGAAACCAGCGCGGUACAUGAAGGGCGGUGGCAUCGGCUUGGGGAGAUGAUCCGUCGCAUCACAGGUUCUGCUACAAGUGGAGAUGGAUCACAGGGACUCCGACCUGAACAGCUGACAUCACAGGGACUCCGACCUGAACAGCUGACACCACAGGAUCUCCGACCUCAACAGCUGACAUCACAGGAAGUUUAUGAAGUUGUCACACGUUUCAUACUCGGAGCAUCCAUCCUUUCUGAGUCGCCUACACGUGGUUUAUACUUGAGAGGGUACUCAGGUGCAAUUCACAUCAUCAGCAAGAACAGAAGUGUCAUAUUCAUCACCUGUCCUAAACUCCAUCUGGCCGCUCCUCGAGCCAACACAUACUGGUGCCAUGUAACUACAGACGAUGAGCUGGUCAACUCGCGACCCGCCACUCAACCCACGUUCCAUAGGGGCAGGCUAAUAUAUGCCUUUGGCAAGUGUACCUCCACCCCCAUCCCACUUGAUCUAUCCCCCUCUAGUGUCACCCCUGCCCCCAACACAGCCCGAUACUGGGAAACCCACUCCAGGGUGGGUGUGGUGAGUGCAUUGUAUGAGUCGCCUGUCCUGGAUAUGGGUGUAGUGGAGGAGAGCCAGGACAGUGGGACGUAUUUUUAUCAACAGCGCCGCUCCUGGGGUGUCAGUGUAAGGAGCUGCACCAGACACUCGGGGAGUAUCUGUACCGGGGUGUGGCAGGAGGUUGAGAAGGGGAAGUGCUACAGAAACACAAUGUCUGACACACCCGGCAAACAGGCCACCCUCCACUAUGGAGUUGUGCUGGAUGUUGGGAGGGGUAGAGUGGCCUUUAUCGACCUGGACAGAGAGGUUGUUCUAGCAAAGGCUGAUGUAGAGUUUCGUGGGGCUCUUCUCCCUGUGUUUGGUGUUGGUACGGCAAAUGGCUUCACAGUAAACAUGAAGUUGAUCAGCGGGGAGGAGAUCGUCAUGACUGACACAAAAAGAUCACUCAUUAAUGAAGCCCUGCCCUAAGGAAUGAACUGAACAUGACACUGUGUAAACUUGUAAAUGUGACAUAUCUACUUAAACUGUCAAAUACAAUACAACAAUAGUGAAGAGGAGGUCGUAGAA
Molecule: messenger RNA, 4166 nt
Organism: Haliotis rufescens (red abalone)
Lineage: Eukaryota; Metazoa; Mollusca; Gastropoda; Lepetellida; Haliotidae
Exons: 18
Coding region: 111-4067 (1318 amino acids)
Molecular function (GO): zinc ion binding
Source: RefSeq, a predicted model, not a curated record